AUGUCGAAGCAGGACAGCUUGGUGCAGGCUGAGGCCGCCGAAGAUGAACUUGACGAAUGGGAUCAACGAAUUUUCAGCACGGGCUGUUCUGAGGAGCAAUUGCGCAUGAACGAUUGCUACUAUGAGAAGAAGGACUGGAGAGCUUGCAAGGCCGAAGUAUGUGCUGAACCCCAACCCCAAUGA
Fonsecaea multimorphosa CBS 102226 is the source of this 183-nucleotide messenger RNA. RefSeq lists its product as uncharacterized. The record is from RefSeq and is a predicted model, not a curated record. Gene Ontology annotation, cellular component: mitochondrial intermembrane space. Gene Ontology annotation, biological process: mitochondrial respiratory chain complex IV assembly. The transcript is spliced from 3 exons. Lineage: Eukaryota; Fungi; Ascomycota; Eurotiomycetes; Chaetothyriales; Herpotrichiellaceae. The coding region runs from base 1 to 183 and encodes 60 amino acids.